This is a messenger RNA of Phytophthora infestans T30-4, 3231 nucleotides long. Its product is annotated as CRM1 C terminal Exportin 1-like protein. Gene Ontology annotation, molecular function: small GTPase binding; nuclear export signal receptor activity. The record is from RefSeq and is a predicted model, not a curated record. The transcript is spliced from 5 exons. Lineage: Eukaryota; Oomycota; Peronosporomycetes; Peronosporales; Peronosporaceae. Gene Ontology annotation, biological process: protein export from nucleus; ribosomal small subunit export from nucleus; ribosomal large subunit export from nucleus. Gene Ontology annotation, cellular component: nucleus; cytoplasm. The coding region runs from base 1 to 3231 and encodes 1076 amino acids.
AUGGAAGCCGUGGGCCAGAAGCUGCUGGAUUUCUCGCAACCUUUCGACGUGGCGGCGUUGGACCAGGUGGUGCAGUGCAUGAACGACCCCAAGAGCCCUCACCAGCGCGUGGCCAACCAGAUCAUGGUGGCGCUGCAAGAGCACCAGGACUCGUGGACGCGUGCCUCGGACAUUUUGGAGCAGUCCAGUAGCAUCCAGACCAAGUUUUUCGGACUGCAGAUCUUGGAGGACGCAAUCCGUUACCGCUGGAAGAUCCUGCCUAAAGAUCAACGUGAAGGCAUCAAGAGUUAUAUUGUGGGCAAGCUGCUAUCGAUGUCGUCGGAUGAGUCGACCCUGCACAGUCAGCGGGUGUUUGUGAACAAGAUGGACCUGGUACUAGUGCAAGUACUGAAGCACGAGUGGCCCCAGAACUGGCCGUCGUUCAUCACGGACAUCGUGAACGCGAGCAAGACGUCGGAGAUUUUGUGCGAGAACAACAUGACGAUCCUCAAGCUGCUGAGUGAAGAAGUGUUUGAUUUCUCCAAGGACCAACUGACGGAGCAGAAGACCAAAACGCUCAAGGAGAGUCUCAACCACGAGUUCACGCAGAUCUUCCAGCUGUGCGAGUUCGUGCUCAACAAGUCGACCCACGUGCCGCUUCUCCAGAUCACGCUGCAGACGCUGCUGCGCUUCCUGAGCUGGAUCCCGUUCGGGUUCAUCUUUGAGACGGACCUCAUCAAAAUUCUCGUCACAAAAUUUCUGGCAACGAACGUGUUCCGUAACGACACGAUCAGCUGCUUGAGCGAGAUCGCGCAGCUGCGAGAUGUGCCGGAGCAGUACAGCAAUGUCUACGUGCAGCUGUACAUGGGCGUUCUGAACGAGGUGGGCAAGAUUUUGCCUCCUGGCAGCUCCUUCACGCCCUUCUGGGAGCAGGACGAGGUGUUUGUGCAGCGCCUAAGUAUCUUCUUCACCAGCUUCUUCCGCUUCCACAUCCAGGUGAUUGAACGCCCUAUUGCUACACCCGGGGACGACGCUCAUCAGGCUCUACUGGCUGGGUUCACGUACCUCGUGUGCAUCGCAGAGGUGGAUGACGACAGCAUUUUCAAGAUCUGCUUGGACUACUGGCAUUUCUUCACGCGCGACCUGUACACUGUUGACCAGAACCAGAUGAACCCACUUGCAGGCUUCCAGAACCAGUCGCGUAGUCGUCGCCAGUUGGUGUCGCCUGUUAUGAACCGUGUGCGUCACGUGAUGAUCUCGAAGAUGGUCAAGCCGUCGGAAGUGCUGAUUGUGGAGGACGAGAACGGAGAGAUUGUGCGCGAGACGACAAAAGACACGGAGGCGCUGUCGCAGUACAAGACGAUGCACGAGACGCUGGUGUAUUUGACGCACUUGAACUAUGACGACACGGAGACGAUCAUGCUGGAGAAGCUGACAGCGCAAGUCGAAGGCACCGAGUGGUCGUGGAACAACCUCAACACUCUGUGCUGGGCUAUCGGAUCCAUCUCGGGCGCCAUGAGCGAAGAGAACGAGAAGCGCUUCCUGGUGACCGUGAUCAAGGAUCUGCUGGGUCUGUGUGAGAUGAAGCGCGGCAAGGACAACAAGGCUGUGGUCGCCUCCAACAUCAUGUACGUCGUGGGCCAGUACCCGCGCUUCCUGCGUGCGCACUGGAAGUUCCUGCGCACGGUCGUCAACAAGCUCUUCGAGUUCAUGCACGAGCUGCACCCUGGCGUCCAGGAUAUGGCGUGCGACACGUUUCUCAAGAUCUCCCAGAAGUGCCGACGUAAGUUUGUGGUGCUGCAGAGUGGAGAGACGCGUCCGUUUGUCGAGGAAUUGCUGGAAGAACUGCCGCGUAUUGUGUCGGAUCUGGAGACCCACCAAGUGCACACGUUCUACGAGGCGGUGGCGUCCAUGCUCGCGGCUGAGAACGAUGCUGGCCGGAAGGAAGUGCUCCUGGGUCGUCUGAUGAACCUCCCAAACGAGGCCUGGAAGUCCAUUAUGUCGCAGGCGUCCCAGGCCGUCGACAUCCUCUACGACAGUCGGGGAAUCAAGGAGAUUGUCAAGAUUAUCCGGACCAAUGUCAAGGUGUGCAAGGCCAUUGGACCCAACGGCUUUAACUCGCAGAUGGGCUACAUCUUCCAGGACAUGCUCAACGUGUACGUGGCCUACACGCAGCGCAUUGCGGCGAUGGUGGAGCAGCGUGGAGAAAUCGCAGUCAAGACGUCGGAGGUGCGGUCACUGCGUAGCGCCAAGAAGGAGAGCUUGCGUCUCAUGGACGCGUUCGUGGAGCACACGGCAGGCGACGAUUCUUCGCGGCAAUUUGUGGCUACGCACUUCCUGCCGAAGCUGCUGGAGACGAUCCUCUCGGACUAUCAGAACACCACGCCCAGUGCCAAGGAGUCCGAGGUGUUGAGUCUGCUGGCGACGAGUAUCAACAAGCUGAAAAACAUUAUCGCGCCCACAGUGCCCAUGAUCCUCGAGGCGGUGUUCGAGUGCACGCUGCAGAUGAUUACCAAGAACUUUGAGGACUUCCCGGAGCACCGAGUGAACUUUUUCAAGCUGCUACAGGCGGUGAAUGACUUUUGCUUCGAGGCGCUGUUUAGUAUUCCUCAGGAACACCAGAAGCUCGUGGUGGACUCGAUCAUUUGGGCCUUCAAGCACACAGAGCGCAACGUUGCCGACACGGGUCUCGCCACGCUGUUUGCCCUGCUACUGAACAUCCAGGAGAACCCCCAGAUUGCUGCUGGGUUCUACCGCUCGUUCUAUCUGCUGCUACUGCAGGACAUUCUGGCUGUGCUGACUGACCGCCUGCACAAGUUCGGCUUCAAGCUGCACGCUGCUAUCUUGCGUCACAUGUUCUCUAUCGUGGAGAACAACCACGUGACUGUGCCUCUGUGGGAAUCGGCACCCAACGCAGCAGCGAUGCCCCCUGGACAGACAAAUUCGGCCUUCCUCAAGGACUACGUGGCCAACCUGAUUGGCUCAUCGUUCCCGAACUUGUCGCGAGCUCAAGUGGUGGAGUUCGUGGUCGGCUGCUUCGACAUGUCGAGAGACCUGCCGACGUUCAAGAAGCAUCUGCGCGACUUCCUUGUCAACAUCAAGGAGUUCGCUGGUGAAGACAACGCCGAGCUCUUCCUGGAGGAAAACCUGGCGCGGACGCAGCUGCAGGAGAAGCAGGACAUGGCUGCCAAGCUGGCAGUGCCUGGUCUCGUGAACCCGAAUGAGCGUCCGGACGAGAUGGCUGAUCUGUAG